CUUGGGACUCACGACGAUCGUGGGCAUUUUUUGCAAAGCCCGAACUCUAUACAACAUUUUAAACGGAUCAAAUCACCGACUCUUUCGCGAUGAACGAAAAGCAUCAGGUCGUUCAGCUGAUUGUUUUCAUUUUUGCAACCGGGGUCACAUGGGCAACACGAGAAUGGCCGGAUUCCUUGGCCAUGGAAAAUUCCCCCUACAUAACUCACGUGAAACCACCGCAAUCAUAUCCUUCAGCUCCUUGGUUCGUUCAACCAGUGCCGAGCAACGCAAAGUAUCUGGGCCGUGAAACGCCGGUUUCCUCCCGUCUAGUUAAUUUAAUUGAUGGGCGUAAUCAGGAAACCAAUGAUCCCUCGUUAAACAAAAACGGCUACCAUGUUUCUGAUUUGAAUUACAAGAAAUCGGUCCAAGGUCCCGCUGCUCCGGUCGGUCGCCAGCAAUGGCGAGCCGCAACCCCAGCAGCAGGUUUUCCGAGAAAUUAUUAUUUCCCUCAAACAGCAUUCAAGAAUCAUCAGCCGUUUUAUUUCGGACCGGGUCAGCGAAGAUUGGCCGAAUAAAAAUUCACUAACCUGUUGCUUAUAAUCGACCAUAUCCUUUUGAAAUUAAAAAAACAUGCAGCUACUUUGGAAAAACAAAAAAAAAUGAUUUGAUGGAUUUAUUGGGCGUCUUUUCUGCCGUCCGCCUCCCGAAAAAAUUGCGCAACGCUCAAAAUUAGAAACGAGCUAUGCGUACAACCGACACUUUUGGCUGAUAACAUGCUGUUAAACACCGAUAGCAUCAGGACCAUCUUUACCGAAACAAAUUCUCAACCUCCCCUUCUUCCCACUUUCCCUCAUUCACUCACCCGUGGCGGGUGAGUGCACACCCUCAUCACGUGUGUGUGAUGAUGGUGACUGUCAAAUUUCACGUUGUCUCCUCUUUAUUAUUUGCCAGUUAUUUAUGUUUUUGUAUUUUCGUAUAUUUAUUAAUCGGUUCCAAUAAACCCAAUUGCAUUUAGGCCA
This is a messenger RNA of Daphnia pulicaria, 1001 nucleotides long. RefSeq lists its product as uncharacterized. Bases 90 to 557 code for a protein of 155 amino acids. The record is from RefSeq and is a predicted model, not a curated record. Lineage: Eukaryota; Metazoa; Arthropoda; Branchiopoda; Diplostraca; Daphniidae. The transcript has 3 exons.